CACUGUGACUGAGCUGGUUGCCAGUGCAGCUCUGCCUUGCUUUGUUCUCAUUAUAUAGCAGCAGCGGUGGUGUUUCUGGGAGCAUGGAGGGAGCAAGGACUUGUUCAAAUUUUGAAUGGAUUAAGUCAUAUACAGGUGUGAUGGAGCCUUUAUUUUCCAGCGUGUCUGGAUACUUUGUGGCCAUUCUUCUCUUACUGAUGGUAGCACCCACCUCAGAGCAUUUCACUGUGAGCAGCUCCAGGAGCCACCAGGUGGCCAUGUUAGGCGGACAUGCUGAGCUCAGCUGCCAGCUGUCCCCACCACAGAAUGCAGAACACAUGAACGUAGGCUGGUACCGGGAUCACUACUCUCAACUAGUUCACGUGUAUGAGCAUAGGAAAAAACUCUCCGGAAAAAACACUCAGAACUAUGUAAAUCGGACAGUGUUACUGAUGGACGCCUUGGGAGAGGGCAAAAUGACGCUCAGAAUCCACAAUAUCAGUGUUUUUGAUGAGGGGCAGUACCACUGUUUCUUUCAAGAUGAUGACACCUAUGAAGAGGCCACCACGGAUCUGAAGGUGGCAGCUCUUGGCAUGAACAUACAGAUUAAUCUUCAGGUUUCUGACACAAAAGAUAUCAUCGUGGAGUGUAGCUCAGGAGGGUGGUUUCCACAAGCCCUGAUGGAGUUGAGAGACAGCAGAGGGAACGUAAUUCCACCCUCAUCAAAAAUCUCCUCUCAGGAUGUAGCUGGAUUAUUGCACCUAAAGAUGAGUGUUCUUCUCAAAAAUAACACCCAUCGUUCUGUCACUUGCUGCUUUCAUAACCCGGUUACCAGUCAAAAGAAAAGGGCAGGUAUUGUCCUACCAGAUAUCCUGCUCAAUUCUGAGUAUUGGUCGACAAUGUCACAGAUGUGUUCAUGGCUCCUUCCACAUUUCAUCUUUAUGUCUGUUUUUCUGAUAUUUAGAAUGAAAGUUCCACAGAAUAAAUGGUAUUUUUCAGUAGUUGAGUAUGUACCUUUCCUGAUGCAGGCUGCCAUCUUUCCUGUCUACUGGAUGUUCAAGAAAAGAGUCUCUGUUUUAGAUGACCUGUCAUUUUAUAGUACCUGGAUGUGUGAUUUUUCUGUGAUCCUGAGUGUGCUGAUGUGUUUUUUCACCAUACUCAUUUGUGGUCUACUUUGUACUCUGAAAGCUUUUCUAUAAUCAUGGACAUCUGACUCUUCAUCUGAAACAUAGGACACUUGAGGACAGCAGAACCAGUUACAUAAAACUUUGAGAAAAAAGCACUUUGGAUCAAUGGUCUGUACUUUUGUGCAAAGUCAAAUAAU
Molecule: messenger RNA, 1303 nt
Organism: Rhinolophus ferrumequinum (greater horseshoe bat)
Lineage: Eukaryota; Metazoa; Chordata; Mammalia; Chiroptera; Rhinolophidae
Product: putative selection and upkeep of intraepithelial T-cells protein 1 homolog
Exons: 8
Coding region: 84-1178 (364 amino acids)
Biological process (GO): T cell receptor signaling pathway; regulation of cytokine production
Cellular component (GO): external side of plasma membrane
Molecular function (GO): signaling receptor binding
Source: RefSeq, a predicted model, not a curated record